Messenger RNA from Dimorphilus gyrociliatus, 1531 nucleotides. NCBI's taxonomy places the organism in Eukaryota, Metazoa, Annelida, Polychaeta, Dinophilidae. The record is from the annotation of a GenBank genome assembly.
AAUGAAGAAGAGAGAGAGUUCCAACUUUUCUCUAUCAAAAGAGAAAGAAUUAAUAAAGUGGCUAUUGAGUAACUAUGAAAAAACGGGAAAACUAGGCAGACCCGUUGUAAAUACGUCAGAAACAGUUAAAGUCUCCUAUGGCUUAGCCCUCAUUCAAAUUCUAGAUUUGGAUGAAAAGAACCAAGUGCUGACGACAAAUGUGUGGAGUAGAUAUACAUGGACAGAUGCCUUCCUGAAAUGGGAUCCAACAAAAUUCGAGAAUGUUGAGCAAGUCCGUAUACCUAUUGACGAGAUAUGGACUCCUGAUAUAGUUUUAUAUAAUUAUGCUGAUACGCGAUUAAAAGAGCAUAGAGAUGCUUUAGCUGUUAUUCAAUAUACUGGAUCUGUCCUAUGGAUCCCAAGAUCAAUUUUUAAGUCGACUUGUCCAAUUGACAUAACUCAUUUUCCUUUUGAUAUACAAAAUUGUAGUUUAAAAUUUGGCAGUUGGACAUACGAUGGUUGGAAGUUAGAUUUAGAUUUUUACGAUAACAAAGACAGUAUAGACACGAAUGACUAUGUUGAGUCUAAUGAAUGGAAACUAUUAGGAUUUCCUGCUCGUAAACACACCAAAAAAUAUCCCUGCUGUGAAGAACCGUAUCCAGAUUUAACGUUUUAUAUCAGAGUGAAGAGGAAAUCGGCCUUCUACAAUUAUAUACUAAUUUUGCCUUGCGUCCUUUUAUCCUCUUUAACUCUCGUUAUUUUCUGGCUGCCUCCAGAAUCUCCCGCGAAAAUGAUUCUAGCUAUUGAAUAUAUUCUAGGAAUGAACAUCUUUGUUGCAUUCUUUUUCUUACUACUGCUAUUGGCUAAUAAUACGCCACCAGCCUCUAAAUCCAUACCGAAAAUAGGAAUGAAUAUUUUCGUUGCGUUCUUUCUAUUACUUUUACUUCUUGCCGAUUCAACUCCUCCUGCUGCAAAAUCUGUUCCUUUAAUAGGUGCCUAUUUCUGUCUAAACAUGGUCCUCAUUACUUUAUCAACGUUCCUGUCAGUAAUUGUAAUUAAUUUAUACUUUCGUGGAGAUAAGAAAUCUCGUGUGCCAAAGUGGUUGAAAAAAUUCAUAGUUGAUUAUGUUGGGAGGUUAUUAUGUAUGAAGAAUGAAUUGGCUCAAAAUGAUGAUUCACCGAAAACUACUGAUUAUGUAAUAAAUGUUGAAACGGGUAAAAAAUCUGAAAGAAAGAGAAUAAGAUGUCCUGAAUUGAAAUAUAACAAAUUUCAACCACCUCCAAUGGAAGCAAAUGACAUUGAACCAUUAAAAGGAAACUCAACUCCUAGAAUAAAUCCGCAAAUCUCAUCCCAAGCUUCGUCCAUUGAGAGUGAUGUAAGAGAAAUUAAACGAAUUUUAAAGUCCUAUAUGAACAAAGUAAAUGACAAAGAAGCUCAAAUCAAAGCCGUAAAAGAGUGGAAACUUGUUGCUCUUGUUUUAGAUAGAGUAUUUUUUUUUACUUAUUUAGCAACAAUUGUUAUCUCACUGGGGACAAUAUUUCCCAGGGGAUAA